AGUCAACGUGUGCUUUACUCUUCACUCCACCCAUCUGCACGCGAUUACCGUCAGCUACACCUCUUUACGUGCUUUUCGUAUCUCCCGCCUCUCGAGAUCCUUUCGGUUUGCCGGAAUCACCGCGCCCAUCAUGGAGGACGUUGAGUUCGCCCGCUCGCACUCCAACUCGCCGUUGCCUGAGGCUGGCAACGAGCCAGAGGACCCUCUCGCACCCGAACUCGAGGAGGAAAACGGCGUCAACCCGCCCCUCGGCGCACCCGACCAGGAUGUGGAGGUCACAGAAGCCAGGGACGAGAUGCCUGACCCGGACGAUGUUGAAGAGGGCGGCAUGUCAGACAACGAGUCUGUACUGAGUGAGCUGGAUGACCAACAGUUCGAGGAGUUCGAUGAGGGCGCCCUCGCUAUUGAAGAGCGCCCGGCGCAAGUCAUCGACGGCGAGAACAUGAACCUGAUUGGGGUGCACAAGCGGAAGCGAACAGAGGGCGAAGGUGAUGCGCCCAAAAAGAAGAAAAAGCGCGCCGACAAGCCGCGACGAAAGAAGAACCGCGAAGAGGAGGUCGGCGGCACCGAUGAGGCGGCUGGCGCGCGUAAAGCUCGAUCGAGGAAGAAGGGCAGGGCAGCCGAAGCAGAUGAGAACGACGAGAGUCUCACUCCUGAACAGCGGCGGCAGCGCGCUCUUGACGAGCAACUUAAGGCCAUCAUGAAGCCCUCGGGAGGCUCGCGCCGGCGCAAGAAGGACGGAAUCGACCUGGAAGGAAUGGCCGAUGCUGAAAUCGAAGACAUGCGCCGACGCAUGGCCUCUGCAGCAGAGGCAGACAACGAAGGCCGGAAGCGCGGCGAGCCAGCUAGGCACAAGCUUAAGCUGCUGCCCGAAGUUGUCACUAUGUUGAACAAGAACAGCAUCAAGGAUUCCAUCGUUGAUCCCGAGACCAAUCUCCUAGAAGCUGUGCGCUUCUUCCUUGAGCCCCUUAGCGACGGCAGCCUUCCCGCAUACGACAUCCAGAAGGAGCUUUUCGCUGCCUUGGCGAAGCUUCCCAUUACCAAGGACAGUCUUGUUGCCUCAGGCAUCGGCAAAGUCAUCAUGUUCUACUGCAAGAGCAAGCGUCCAGAGUUGACAAUCCGGCGGCAGGCGGAGCGCUUGUACACGGAUUGGACUCGUCCUAUCCUGAAGCGUUCCGAUGACUACCGCAAGAAGGAGUUCGCUCAGGCCGACUACGACCCAACAAAUGUCCAGAAACGCGUCGCCGAUCCACAGGCCAGCCAAGCCGCAGCACAAGCCGCAGCUCGCACCAAAGCACUCGCGGUCCCCACAACCUACAUGCGCGCUCGUGCUGAAGCCGGCCCAACCACGUACACGAUCGUCCCCAAGAGCAAUGUCGUAUUCAAUGAGAAUAACAAGGGUCGCUCGGGUGAUGUCGAUAUCAUGCGCAAGAUACGCAACAACCGCGGUGGUGGACGUCGUUGACUUUUUUUCUUUCAGCUGGACAACGGUCAAGACCUGGUCCUUCAAUGGUUUUCUUUUGGGCGACUAUGGCGUCUUGGGGCAUGCACAAUGGGCGACAAGCAAAGUGGCUAUUUGCAUCUCUGGAGUUGGUUUUCUCCCUUUGGCUAGUAUGUAUUGAUACAGAACUCUGGAUAUCUGAUGCUUGUCUCGAAUAUCAUAAUUCACUCCCCGGGCUUU
Molecule: messenger RNA, 1681 nt
Organism: Paraphaeosphaeria sporulosa
Lineage: Eukaryota; Fungi; Ascomycota; Dothideomycetes; Pleosporales; Didymosphaeriaceae
Exons: 3
Coding region: 131-1465 (444 amino acids)
Biological process (GO): poly(A)+ mRNA export from nucleus
Cellular component (GO): nucleus
Source: RefSeq, a predicted model, not a curated record